AUGGCAAAUCUGAGGGAUUUAAAAUAUAAACGAGCCAGAAUAAAGGGUCAACUUACGCGGAUACAAAAUUUUUUCGAGUCGGAAGGGCAGAGGACAGCAACGGAAGCUCGAGUUCGACAAGCAAAGCUCGAAGAAUGUUGGAAAAAUUUCGAAGAGGUACAAUCAGAAAUUGAUUCGAGACCAACAGAGAACGACGAAGAAUAUGAAAGACAAAUACAAGAAGGCAAUGCGGAAAGGCAAGUAUUUGAAAUGAUUUAUUACAAAGUUGCAGAAAAAAUUGAUAGGAUUCUGAAUGGUAGUCAAGAGCAAAAUCGUCAAAUUGAGGGUAGAGAAAACAACGGCAAUCAAAGAAACUAUGAAGCACCGAAAAAUAAACCAAAAUUGCCGGAAAUAAAGUUACCAGAAUUUAACGGAGACUAUACAAAAUGGUUAUUCUUCAAGAAUAGUUUCGAGACUACAAUUCACGAAGAAGAAGAACUAACUCCAAUACAAAAGCACCAAUAUUUGGUAGGAGUUCUUCGAGGAGAAGCAUUAAAGGUCAUUCAAGGAUAUCAAAUCUCGAAUGAGAAUUAUGCAGAGGCAUGGAAACUUUUAAAAGACACUUACGAUAAUACAAUGAUUAUAAUUGAAACGCAUCUAGAUGAAUUGUUACAAUUUCCCAUGAUUACCAAAGAGGACAAAGCCAAGAGCCUAAGUGUCCUAUCUGUAAGCGAAGCCAUUCAAACUUAUAAAUGUGAAGAAUUACUGAAACUAUCAACUGAAGAAAGAAGAAAGGAAGUCAUCAGUAAGCAGCUAUGCCUAAACUGCCUUGGAUCAGGACAUCACGCAAAGGUCUGUAAAUCAUCAUCCUGUAAAAAAUGCUUAAAACGACACAACACACUAUUGCAUCCAGACACAGAGCCACAAGCAGACACAGGAAAGCAAGAAAACUCGGGAUCCACAUCGACGACGAUAGUCAACUAUUGUAAGAAGCAGGAAAAAAUCAACAGCCUCUGUAAUGGAAAAAAAACAGAGUUAUCAGUCAUUUUGUCUACGGCAAGAGUAAAGGCAUAUGACGUCAAAGGAAAUUCUCAAAGUUGCAGAGUACUUCUAGAUCCGGGUUCUCAAACAAAUAUAAUAACGGAGAGUUUUUUAAAAAGGCUAGGAUUACCUAAUAGAAAGGAGAAUCAAGCCAUAAGUGGCAUAAAUCAGACUCGAAGCAACGCAAAUAACGUCACGGAAAUAAGAAUUGAAUCAAUAUACAAGGGAUUCUCAACAAACAUUGAAUGUUUAGUAUUACCAUCGAUCACGGAACGAUUACCUCAAAGUAAAAUCAAUAUCACUCAACUUAAUAUGCCAAAAGAUAUAGAUAUGGCCGACCCAAGAUUCGACGAGCCUGGCCCGAUUGAUAUGCUUAUCGGUGCCGGAUUAUAUUGGAAAAUUCUAGUCGGAACACCCAGAAACAAAAUUGAAGGACAACCGUCACUGCAAAAUACAAGAUUAGGAUGGAUAAUUGGAGGUGAAAUACCCGGAGUGCAGCCGAAGACAAGCCAAGUAGUCCUAACGAACGAAGUACUAAGCCAGCAACUCGAAAGAUUUGGAGACAGGAAGAUAUUACCAUCGAUCACGGAACGAUUACCUCAAAGUAAAAGCAAUAUCACUCAACUUAAUAUGCCAAAAGAUAUAGAUAUGGCCGACCCAAGAUUCGACGAGCCUGGCCCGAUUGAUAUGCUUAUCGGUGCCGGAUUAUAUUGGAAAAUUCUAGUCGGAACACCCAGAAACAAAAUUGAAGGACAACCGUCACUGCAAAAUACAAGAUUAGGAUGGAUAAUUGGAGGUGAAAUACCCGGAGUGCAGCCGAAGACAAGCCAAGUAGCCCUAACGAACGAAGUACUAAGCCAGCAACUCGAAAGAUUUUGGAGACAGGAAGAGCUUCCAGAAACCCCAGACUCGGAGAUUCAAAAGAACAAGCUUUACGAAGACUACAUUUACUGGAACGCAGAUUCGAGAAAAAUCCUAAGUUAA
Linepithema humile (Argentine ant) is the source of this 2004-nucleotide messenger RNA. The record is from RefSeq and is a predicted model, not a curated record. Lineage: Eukaryota; Metazoa; Arthropoda; Insecta; Hymenoptera; Formicidae.